AGCGUCGGCUACCUACGAGUGUAAACUUAAGCGAAAAUAUGUGGCGUUUCAUUGAAAAUGUUCAAGAGCCGGCCAAAAAAAAGGCCAAAACACGAGACCAACAGCUUGAGGCACAGCGUGAAUAUGACAAAACCAAAAGGGAUCGUAAUUUUCAACCGUCCUGGUCGAAAGAAUUUCCAUGGUUGACAUUUGAUAACGAUAAAAAGUUGAUGUUUUGCAAGGUUUGCCAAAAAUUUGAUACAACCGGCACAUUUGUUAAUGGCUGUAAUAACUUUAGAUUGCAAAGUGUCCGUAUUCAUGAUAAGUCAGAGGGCCACUUACGUUGUGUAGGAAUGGCAGAUAACACUCCUAGCUCAGAAGGCCAUAGAACUUUAAAAUUGUUGAAUUCUGCAGCACAUGCAAAGUUAAGGCAUUUAUUCAUGAACGCUCACUUUGUUGCUAAGUGUGGACGACCAUACACAGAUUACGUUCAGUUAUGCAAGUUGGACAUUGCAAAAGGGCUGGACAUUGGCAGUACUUAUCUAACAGACAAAAGCUGUCAGAUGUUUAUAUCUUCAAUUGCGGACACAAUUCGAACUAGACAGGAUGCAAAAAUAAAAGCAAGUCCAUUCAUAUCAGUAAUCAGUGACGGGUCUACAGACACAUCUUCACAAGAG
This is a messenger RNA of Ruditapes philippinarum (Manila clam), 656 nucleotides long. Its product is annotated as zinc finger protein 862-like. The record is from RefSeq and is a predicted model, not a curated record. Lineage: Eukaryota; Metazoa; Mollusca; Bivalvia; Venerida; Veneridae.